AGUACCCGAGGCUACAUCCCUCGUACUUGGGGGCGGGGGGGGGGGGCAGGUGCUCACAGCACUCGAUGGGGUCCUGCAAGUUUGUGACAGGGGAAGAGACAGAGGGGAAGGCGGGUGGCCAGCCACGCUCCUCCCGAGUCAGUUUUGACGGGAGCUCCCCCCUAUCAGCCCUUGCCCGCCUCUAAGAUGGCCGCCCAUCCCCGCGCCCGCCUCCAAGAUGGCGGCACCGCCCUUUUCCCUCCCGCCGCGUCUCCCUCCUCCCCCCUCACCCCGGCCACGCGCGCGGGCUUCUGACCUCACUUCCCCUUGUGCAGCAGCCAUUUUGUCUUUCCGCCGCCGCCGCUGCGCGCGCUUCUCCCUCCCUCCCGCCGCCGCGGGCCGCGCAACUCCAGUUCCCCCCCGGGGCCCCGCCGCAUGCGCCCGGCCCCGCGGGGACGCGCCGCGGCCUGGCGCCGGGGUCUCCGCGCUCCGCCAUGUCGAGCGAGGAGAGCUACCUGGCCAUCCUGCGCUACCUCACCAACGAGCGGGAGCCCUACGCGCCGGGCACGGAGGGCAACGCCAAGAGGAAGAUCCGCAAGGCGGCCGCCUGCUACGUGGUGCGCGGCGGCACCCUCUACUACCAGCGGCGGCAGCGGGACCAGCAGCGCUUCGCCGAGCUGGAGGUGGUGCUGCAGGCCGAGCGCCGCGCACGCCUCAUCCGCGCCGCGCACCUGGCGCCCGACGGCGCGCACCGCACCCGGCUGCAGACCUGGCAGGGCCUCUCGCAGAAGUACUGGUGGAGAGGUAUUCUUAAGCAGGUUAAAGAUUACAUUAAAGAAUGCAGCAAGUGCCAGGAAAAGCUAGAUCGCUCUAGAUCUCUGUCGGAUCCUUCUGAAAUGCUGGAGGAACUUGGACUGGAUACAAAAUCUCAUGAAGAUAGUAAUGAAACAGAUGAUGAAUCGAGUAAUGCGGCAUCGAUCCCAGCUGCAUCCCCAAAGCCUGUGAAGAAGAAGCCAAUAGCAAAGCAUGAGCUUGUAUUUGUUGACAGUAAGGGCCUUGUGAAGCAGUCAUCUUCCAAACAUUGUCUGUCAGUCUUAAACCAACUGAAUCAGCAGAGGCUUUCCAAUCAGUUCUGUGAUGUGACUCUGCUGAUUGAAGGAGAGGAGUACAAAGCUCACAAAUCUGUCUUGGCAGCCAACAGCGAGUACUUCCGAGAGCUCUUCAUUGAAAAGGGAGCUGUCACUAGUCAUGAAGCUGUAGUGGAUCUGUCAGGGUUUUGCAAGUCAAGUUUCCUCCCACUCUUGGAAUUUGCUUAUACUUCAGAAUUAACUUUUGACUUCUGUAGUAUGGCGGAAGUGGCCAUGCUUGCCCGGCAUCUCUUCAUGUCAGAGGUUCUUGAAAUCUGUGAAAACGUGCACAAACAGAUGGAAGAGAAACAAAUUACAGUGUACCAAAAGGGAGAUAUUCAAACAGUAGAGUCAACACAAAGUUUAGCAGAGCAGAUUGGAGUUGAGAUGCCGCUCCUGCAUGGUGCUGAGCAGCCUCUACCAGCAGAGCUGGCAGCCCAUGAAGUGACAGCAGUUGUGAAUGGAGCUCCUUCCUCUGCUGGGCCAGAGGAGGCAGCAGCACCCCAGCCUCACCUCCUGCCCCCAGAGCCAGCAGAGGCCACUCCUGAUGAUCUUGCAAAGCCUUUGGAGCAGUGUGAAACAACUGAAAAUUUUAUCAAAAUAGAGCUGGUGGAGAACAUUUCAAACAGCACUGUGUCUGUCAGACAGGCUGAGCCAUCAGUUGUGGAAGCCGUGGACACAGACGGUCAAAUGGAAAUGGAUCUAAAUGAAAGCUGUAAAGCAAAUGUAGAGACUGCUUCUGAAGACUCCUCGGAAAUGCUCAGGCAAAAACAUGGCAGGCAAAGUAAAGAAGAGAGCAUUUUGGCUUCGCAACCAGAAAGCAUGGCUUCCAGCCAGGAUGAUACUUAUAAAAGCAAGCUUCGCCAGCGUUCUGUUAGUGAAGGUGGAUAUAUCAGAUUGCAUAAAGGAAUCGAAAAAAAACUGCAAAACAGAAAGACAAAUCCAAAAUCUGCAAUACAGCAGGUUGCCAUGAAGCUGGUACAGAGAGGGAAAAAAAUGAAACAGCCCAAAAGAGAGACCACAGAAAAUAAUGAAGUAGAAGCUCAGCACAAAUGCACGGAGUGUGGAAUGGUGUUCCAGCGGCGCUAUGCGCUUAUAAUGCACACACUAAAACAUGAAAGAUCUAAAGAUUAUAAAUGCCCAUUGUGUAAAAAAGAAUUCCAGUAUGGUGCCUCCCUACGAGCUCAUCUUGUCCGACACACACGGAAGACUGAAGUGAACACUGCAGCUUCUAGCGUAGAAGAGACAGGCAUGUCUUCAGUGAAAGGGAGAACUAAACGGGAAUUUGUAUGUGAUAUAUGUGGCAGAACUCUACCUAAGCUCUAUUCUCUCAGGAUACAUAUGCUCAAACAUACAGGUGUAAAACCACAUGCAUGCAAGGUUUGUGGAAAGACCUUUACAUAUAAGCAUGGAUUAAAAAUGCACUUAGCUCUCCAUGAAGUACAGAAACAGUUCCAGUGUGACUUGUGUGAGAAGUCCUUUGUCACUAAAAGAAGUCUUCAGGAACAUAUGAGCAUUCAUACUGGAGAAUCCAAGUACCUUUGCUCCAUCUGUGGAAAGUCUUUCCACAGGGCAUCAGGACUCAGUAAACACAUAAAGAAACACCAGCCAAAGCCUGAAGUUCGUGGAUAUCAGUGUACUCAGUGCGAAAAGAGUUUCUAUGAAGCUCGAGAUCUCCGACAGCAUAUGAAUAAACACUUAGGUGUGAAGCCAUUUCAGUGCCAGUUCUGUGGAAAAUGUUAUAGUUGGAAGAAAGACUGGUAUUCUCAUGUAAAGUCUCACUCUGUCACAGACCCUUAUAGGUGUAAUAUAUGUGGUAAAGAAUUUUAUGAGAAAGCCUUGUACAGAAGGCAUGUAAAGAAAGCCACACAUGGUAAAAAAGGAAGAGCAAAACAAAAUCUGGAACGAGUUUGUGAGCAUUGCGGAAGAAAAUUCACGCAGCUCCGGGAAUAUAGGAGACACAUGAACAAUCAUGAAGGUGUGAAGCCAUUUGAAUGUCUAACUUGUGGAGUAGCCUGGGCUGACGCGCGUUCCCUGAAGCGUCACGUAAGGACGCAUACUGGAGAACGGCCAUAUGUCUGCCCAGUCUGCAACGAGGCUUACAUAGACGCCCGGACGCUGCGGAAGCACAUGACCAAGUUUCACAGAGACUAUGUUCCCUGUAAAAUUAUGCUGGAAAAAGAUACUCUUCAGUUUCAUAACCAGGGGACACAAGUGGAGCACGCCAUCAGCAUUUUAGCAGCAGACAUGCAGGAACAAGAAACUGAAAUUAGCGUUGGUGGUGAGGAGAUUGAGACUGUGGUAGUGACAGGAGACACACUUGAAGCGAUUGAAGCGGUUGCAGCUACUGAAGAAUGUACAUCAGUCUCCACUCUUUCUGACCAAAGCAUCAUGCAGGUGGUAAAUUACGUACUGGCACAACAGCAAGGACAGAAAAUAGCAGAAGUCACACAGGCCAUGGAAACUGUAGAGGUAGAAGUAGCCCACGUUGCAGAGACAGAGUGAACACAGCACAUAAGAAAGAGCAAGGAGACUGAGGUCUUACGAUAUGUGAUAGCUAAAUAUUAACUGGAUAUCUGAGGCUUACAGAUACCUACUCACACCAUUAAUCUCCAGUACUGAAUUUCUUGGUUAUGAAAUAUUGCACGAUGCAUUACAGGGCAAAAGUUAAGAUGCUUCAGUGUAGUCCAAGGCUUUGACGGCUAAGAUAUCUGCACUGGUCAUAACUAUUUAAAAAAACUGUUGGGAUAAUAAUGUUUCCUGUGUCAUGGAGUAUCAUGCUGUAAAUUAAAAAAUCUAUGAAGUGGCUGCACUAAAAUCUAGAAAUGUACAAUUGGUAGCAUUUUUUACUCAUUUUUACAUUUCAUCAAGUUUGUGAGUGAAUGACCAACAUAGGGUUUCAUCUCUUUACUCCCUAAAACAAGGGAAUGGUGGAGUGUUUCAUGCAGUGCGUGCUUUACGUGACAAAAUCUGAGGCUUUUGUCUUUAGGCAGGUGCACCAUCUGCAAUUAGUGAAUCCUAGUUUUGAAGAACUUGUUUAAAUUCCAGAUCACUGGGGGCAGGUCCAUGGUUCAGCAAAACAAUGAGGGGAGGGGUUCCAGAAGUCUGAGGAUGUCGUACCCUGAGAUCAGGAACUGAAGUUCUCUAGAGGAUAUCCUAGUGAAGGGAGACAACUUUUGUAAGUAAACUGUUUAUUUGUGAGAGGAGCUUAUACUUCAUCCUCCAUGCACAGCUAUGUUUAGGUUAAUGGUGGUCAGUUGUGUAAAGGAACCUACUGUCUAUGUUAUACAUACAUACCCAAAGCAGGCAACCUAAUGCUGGAUGCUUAUAUUUUAGAAUUAAAUGUGAUGCAGAAACUUUUAAUUGAAGGAGUAUAAUGGCAUGUUUUUGUGAGAAGAGGCAUAAAAGUGUGCUCAAGUCCCACUAGUUAGGAACUGAUCUUGUAUUAUAUCAUUGAAGGGAGGAGCUCUAGUAAUUCCCAAAUGGGGGACACAGCCAUGUCAGAGGAAAGAACUAUGAAAGUCUUAGCAUCAGGUAAGAAUUUGUCUCAAAAUUACAAGAGUCUCCAGAUGACCUUAUUACAGAUGCUCUAACAAAUACUUCUAAGGCAAGCUAAUAACUCAGUGUUGUAUCACAUUGAUGGAAAAAAUCCUUACUAGAUUUCCCUGCUAGUAAGCAUGAAUCACAGCCAUGCUUGACCAAGCUGAUUUAAUACUAUGUACAGUGCACAUGUCAAGGUGUGGGUCCUUUAAUUGUUGUUGGUUUUUUAAUUGCUUUUUUUAAAAUAAGUGUUACUCAGGAGAUCAUGGAACGUGCUAGACACAUGAAUAACCAGAAGUGUAUUCUUUUAAAUUAUUCUCAGUCUCUAUAGCAUUAUCAAAUGCUUUCCAACUUUGACAGCAGCAGGGUAUCCAAGGAGCCAGAAGGGCUGGGGGGUCACUAAAAUCGUAUGCAUAUAAUGCUAUAACCCAUGAAACUGAUUCACUAAGCAAAAUUUAAGCAAAAUCCAUGAUGAAGUAACCACCUCCUUUGAAUCUGCCUUCCAUCAUAUUUAACUAUUUGAGUAUCUGCCUACUAAGCUACAGAAUGAAUUGUUCUUUUUAUAUUUUGCAAACCCGUAGAUAAGCAGUUGUUGAAAUUUUAAGGUAGCUUGAGUUCCUGCCUCAGAUUUGAAUUAAUCUGUGGAUGACUACUUCAAAAGUGAAUGUUGUCCUGCACAGAAGUCACGUCAUUAUUUAUACAUCCUGCAGCCCUUUACAACUGUGUUCUUUUCUAGUUACCCAACUGAGUAAAGCUAAAAUGAAUACUUGAAGAAGAAAAGAAACACAAACUGCUAGCUAUAACUUCUGAACUUUUGUAUGGUCAAGAAUCUUGAGAUAGCCAUCCUGCUUAAAAUGAAAAAAAAAAAAAAAACAACAAACACAUAGGUAAAGUAACUGUUCUUACUACCACUAUGAUGGAAAAAGAUUUAAUAGACUGCUAGAUAAUCUUUAAAACUUAUUCCAGUGUUUGUAUCUUACAAAUAAUUAUGUAUUAAGUGAUGAAAUUGCAAGGGAAAACAGCUGUAAAUAGUGCUAGAACAUUAUUUGUAUAUUUAGUGUGUUACCUUAAAAAGAAUAUUAUUAGCACCUCAGUUUAAUCUUUGGUGCAUUUAUUUAUUUGCCCAAUACAUGGUAGGAAACAGAAGCGAAAAUGAAUUUCAGAGCCUUGUUCCCCACUGUAGAAAUACUUCAACUGACUUGAUAGCCUGCCAUUUAAAAACAAUAACAGUUUGUUUCACAAACAGAACUCAACCAGGAAUAUCAAAGCUGAACACUGAAUACUGUGCCUCAUCUUUCAGAAGGGCAUGAGGUUAGUAGGGAGUAUUGUUGUUAGCUUUGCUGUUCCUGUAUUUCUGAGGUUGCCUUAUGUUUUUCCUUAGAUAUCCUAAGCUAUUAAUUUAAGAUGCUUACUAUGCUUCCGCAACCUCUUUAAUGUCAGACUGCAAAUAUGCAGUUUAUAUUUAAUUUCAUUUUUUUAAAUAAAGUUCAUGAGACCUGUCCAUUUAUAAAGUAUAGUGAUAAACUCUUGUAUAUAAUUUGAUCUGUACAUUAUGCUGUUUUUAUUUAGUGUUAGAUGUAUAAAGUUAUGGUUUCUGUCAUUAAAUAAACUAAGCUUUGCCAUGAAUUACUCUUUUAAGCAACUUUUUUUUCAGGGGGAAAAAAGUGUUACAAUGUUGUUCAUUCCUCUUCAGUAUUUCCCCUUUUAUAUUAUAGUCAGAGGUUUUCUACAUAGUACUACCUACUAUUAAAUUUUACUUAAAUUAACUCGUACAAGGAAAGGAAAACCUCCACUGUUAGAACAUCAAUCUACUAAAGCAUGAUGUUAACAAAACACUGUAUGUUCACAUUGGGAUUAAUUUGGCUGCAACACAUGGUGGUAAAGGGGGCCCUUUCCUCAUCCACUGACUCUCCUGAUACGCAGCUCUAACACUUUUAGUUAAGAGGUUAUUUCUCUGUACAACACUGACACCCAGGAGGCAGCAUCACACAGCACUUCUGUCUCAGCCUCUGCUCUGGGCAGUUGUCCUCCAGUCACCCACCUGGCUGAAGGAUGAGUUGUACAGAUGCCUCCUAGCCUCUCAGGAGCAACUUUAAGGCAACAUCAGCGUUGCAGAAAAGCCUUUUUUUUUUUUUUGGUUGGUCUUUUUUUUGUUGUUGGUUUGUGGUUCAUCCUGAUCACUACGGGAAAUGGUAAGACUUGUGCAUAUUAAUAUUUAGUGUUUUAGCAUAUUAACUCCUCUGCAAACCUAUACAGGUAACUAGGUUACACUGGAAAUAUAUAGUUAAACCAAAAUGGGGGCUUCAAAAGGCUGUGUACUGAAGAAGUAAUGUGGCCUACCACUGAACAAAUGCUAUUCAAAAGGGGAUGCAAUUGUAGUUUUUAAAAAAAAAAAAAAGUCGUGGAUAAUUUUUUCCCCUUUUCUUUCCAUUUGAGCAAGAACCACAUCAUUCGUGGCUGUUAAUGAAGAGCUGUGAAUAGCUGAUGUAUGCAUGUAAUAGGGUAACCAUUAGGUUAGGUCAGCUGCUGCUGCCAAUGGCUGUUGGGAAGCUAGCACCUAUCAAGCAGUUCUCCAUUGAGACCUGUUCCCAUGACAGCUUUCUAGCUAUUGUCUGGUUUUGUUUGUUUUUUUUUUUUAAACUAUAAGAUGGUCAAAGGCCUGGAAUGACUUCUGUCACUACCCUCAAGCUCAGGUUAUUUUCAAAUAUCUUCACAAGUCUACUGUGGCUUUUCAGCAAGCUCAGUAAUGCUGUUCAAUCUUGCCCCCAUAUGAAAGGCUUUAUUUAAGGGUAAUAUUCUUAGUAAGAGGGCUCUGCUUUAUAAAUAUAAAUACCAGCAUCAGCAUUGUUAUUAUCUGUGCAGUAGCGCAAGUUAGUGUUAAUAUCCUAAGAUAUUUGCCAGUUUCAUGACUACUGUUCUGUGUUUGCAAUGCUAAGGUGUAUGUAUGAACAUGAAAGGCUACUACAGUUAGACUUCUUUCACAAAAGCAAAGGCAGAAUUACCAUUUUAUAACAACCUACUAGGAAUCAACCACCACUUACACAUAAUGACUAUGACUACAAAUUAUGGAAAGCUGGGGGAGAGAAGGAGUGACAGUUAUGCCUUUAUUAUAACUUGCGUUACUUUAGAUUAUUAUGUUCAUACUUCAGGGAAAGUAUUAACACAAGCUCAUGACUUCAACCUUCAGCAAAGCUCUCCCUACAAAAACACAAGCACUUCAUCUGUGCAUCUGUUUCAUUAGGAAAUCCAAAAUAAAAAAGAUGUCACAAGAUUAGCAAAGGUUUUUAAGAUCUCACUGUAUGUAACUGGAUCAGAAAGUUCGUAUUUUAAUUGCUAGCUGUGACAACCAUGGCCCCUCUAAAGGGUAGCUUGCAUAUACAGAUCUAUACUGCAAAAAGCAUGCGCUGUAGUUUAAAGGUUUACUUUGGUAACUAAAUCCCUUGCUUGGACUCCUAUCAUGCCCAACUUUUACAUGGAAAUUCAUAAACACAAACGUAGCAAGGUUAUAAGUAAACAAUGUAAUUUUUAAGAUGUGAAUAUGCAGCAGUUAAAGAACAGUGGAAGAUCCCUCUAUUAAUAAAAAAGAAAAAAUAAGGAAUGUAUUAAUAGGAUCAAGUGAAAAAUUGGACAACUAGCAACUCGCUUUAUGUUAUUCUAGCAUCUCAUGGCAUGGGAACUAGACAAAUCACACUGAUUUUGGAAUGUAACCUUCCCUUCUGUACGACCUUCAUGACAUUCCCCAGUUCACAGGGUGUUAAAAAACAAUUAAAAAAGAAAAACACACUUUUGCAGAACACCUUUUAAGGCCACUAAAUAUGCAGCCACAAAGUCUUCCCAAAAUUCAGUUGUUCCUCCAACCAUAAUUAUGUUCUUAUCUUGCAGCAGCCUAAAAAGAGUUGUUGUGACACCAGUGAUUUCCAGUAGUUUAAAAACUCAGUUUGCCUCUUCAGGAAGCAGAAGCAACUAUUUUCCACAAACACCGACUUUUCUCAAAGUCUCCUCACAAGGAAAGCUUCAAUAAAACUACCCACAGCAUAUGGAAUUCAGCACACCUGGCAGUGAUUAAGUGCAAGGGGCCUGAAUGCAACAGUAGCUACUGCCCCAGUGGACACACUACAACACAAUAGUUGUUUUGGUCAAAGUUGGCUGAAUAUUGUAAUUAGGUAAUCUACAACAUGGGAGUAAACCCACGAAGUUCAAAUAGCAUUAUGGGUUACCUUACAGACAGACUGCUCAGGUAUCUCACUCUGCUGAUUAAGUAUAGAUUCUGAGAAUCUGGACAACGUACCUCCUGUGCUUUUAAAGGAAUGAAAUUAAAUUUGUAAGGGGCUGCACCGACAGCGCUUGAAACCAUCACUAGUGGCUGACUGCACUAUUAUUAUUUCUUUGCAUACAGUUAGCAUUAGAUGAGCUCGGAUACGCUGACAACCCAGACAUGAAGCAGCAGGCUCAAAUGCAUUCUGGCCAUAGGGUGGCAUGGAAAAGGCUACUGGAUAACUAUUUGCAAAAUAUUCAGGAUGUUAGGUGAAGAUACAAGCUGCUCAGGUGCUAAGUAAAGCUUUACUGAUAAGCAAGCAAAAGCCUUCUGAGUUAAAACUACACAAGCUGCAUGGAUACACAUUUCAACCACUCAUAGGUAUACAUACCUCGCUAUACCAGGCAGCUGUCUCUGCAAAUGCCCUGGAAGCACUUAAGAUAGCUAAAUAAGGUAGCUUACAAUGAGUUUUAGAAUUCCUGAUUUUCUAAUUUAAAAAAAAAAUCUGAAAAUAUCUCCCCAAUACUACUAUAUUCAUUCAAAGAUUAUGACUACUGUAAUAGAAAUGCAGAACUUCAAGUGAAGUUCUAGCUAACAUUUUCCUUGACAAUUCUUUUCAGAUUAGUUCUUUCCUGCAUCAGGCCCUACAUUAAACAGACACCUUUGUCGUUAUAAAAUCAAACUUGUUAGGCACUCAUUCUCCUGAGUGGAUUUAGGCAAUCCUGACUUGAUUUUCUUCCACACAGCACUGAGAAGGAAGUAGAACUCAUACCUGGAGUGAGAUAGGCUCUCUGCUUACCUCCAACUCAGAUCUAGAAGUUGCUGCAGUCUCUCACAAGGGGUAGGAUUACGUUCAUUGACCAUGCAAGUAAAUAAGAUAAAUAUAACUCUUGCUAUGUGACUUACGUGAAAGCUAUAUCCUAGCAUAUCUGCUGUUCUGCCUAGCGGUCUCUUAAAGGAUUCUGAGCUGAAGUACCACAAAACUUGAAAUCAAUGUCUACUUCAGCCAAAGAUGUGGAAGACAUGGUUGACAGUAAGUUAAAUAAGAAUGAAUAGGUCUUGAUCAUCCUCUUACCACAAGCCCCCUUUUGCUUUCUCCCAACACAAGUGACUGAGAAGGUAUCAAGUAACUGCUAAGGAGCAAGAUAACUAGCUAUUCACUGUGACUUACUACUACCUGAUGGGCAUUUCUUCGGACAAGUAGAACCACAUGUAAUAAAAAUAAGUCAAAAAGCAAAACACUUCAUUUUGUCUUGCCUAGCUCCAAUAAUGCCCAGGUCAGUUUUGGUGUUGUUUUUUUUUUUUUUAAAUAAACCAAAGAUUUCUGCUAUGGAAAAAAAAAUAAUGUAUACAUUUUUAUGUUACGUUUAUAACAAGGCUUUUAAAGAAAAUAGUUACAGGUAUUCAACUGCAUCAGACUUCAAAGAAAAAAGAUUACACAUACAAUACAAAAAUACAAAAAAUAUUUUUUAGAACGUACAAACUCAAAAGUCUAAGUGGUCAGAGCUUUCCUAAAAUGAAAUAAAAAAAUACACUUGAAGAUGCACUUUCCUUUCUGCUCUUGCAGUUUUAACUCUAGCAUGAAGAGAGGCUUUAGAGACAGAAUGAAAGCAAUUAACGUAUUGAAUUCUACAACCAGUUCCUGGCUGAAAUGAAUUGAGUUGUUGACACUAUCAGGUAUUUGAGUCUAGAAAGAA
Molecule: messenger RNA, 10598 nt
Organism: Cygnus atratus (black swan)
Lineage: Eukaryota; Metazoa; Chordata; Aves; Anseriformes; Anatidae
Gene: ZBTB11
Product: zinc finger and BTB domain containing 11
Exons: 11
Coding region: 474-3611 (1045 amino acids)
Biological process (GO): regulation of transcription by RNA polymerase II
Cellular component (GO): nucleus
Molecular function (GO): RNA polymerase II cis-regulatory region sequence-specific DNA binding; protein binding; DNA-binding transcription factor activity, RNA polymerase II-specific
Source: RefSeq, a predicted model, not a curated record